AUAAAUAAAUAAUAAGAACAUGAAACUUGUGGUACAAGUCAUAUAUGCACAUGAUCUUAUGCCCAAAGGAUGGUGCAGGAUCUGCCACUCCAUAUCUAGAGGUUGUCCAUUUCGAUAAUCACCUCAUUCGAAACCGAAAGAAACAAUCCCGAAAAUACCCUCAAUCCCGUUUCGAACCACAAACUCAUCUUUUUCGAUUUUCGAUCAUCACCUCGAACAAUGCAGCAUCAUCGUAAAGUCAACUCACAACAAGCUCAUAAUACUUCUAGCCAUGAAUAUCAAGAAGACUUUGAGGUGAAAGAAACGAAUCUCAACCUCGGCGAGGCGGCGGCGGCGUACGGCGGGAGAGGGUGGCUAAGCGGCGGCGAAAGAAUGGCCAACACAUUAGACCUCGUCGAGCAAAUGUACUAUCUCUACGUUCGAGUGGUGAAGGCGAAAGAUCUUCCGCCUACCGCCAUCACAGCCAGCUGUGAUCCUUACGUGGAGGUGAAGCUCGGUAACUACAAGGGAAGAACGAAGCACUUUGAGCGGAAAACGAACCCGGAGUGGAACCAAGUGUUCGCCUUCUCGAAAGAGCGGAUCCAAUCGUCCUCCCUCGAAGUUUUCGUCAAGGACAAGGAGAUGGUGGGGCGGGACGACAAUCAUCUCGGUAGGGUCGUGUUCGACCUAAACGAGAUCCCGACGCGGGUCCCGCCCGAUAGCCCGUUGGCCCCUCAGUGGUACCGGCUGGAGGACCGGCGCGGAGAAGGGAAGACGAGGGGUGAAAUCAUGGUUGCCGUUUGGAUGGGUACGCAAGCUGACGAGGCAUUUACGGACGCUUGGCAUGCCGAUGCGGCGUUCGUGUACGGAGAGGGAGUUUUGAACGUUCGGUCGAAGGUGUACGUUUCGCCGAAACUAUGGUACUUGAGGGUGAACGUUAUCGAAGCUCAAGACAUCGUUCCGAAUGAUCGAAGCCGUUUGCCGGAAGUUUUCGUGAAAGUCCAAGUCGGGAAUCAAAUCCUAAGAACCGGGAUAUGUCCCGAUAGGACGGCUAAUCCGAUGUGGAACGAGGAUUUAGUCUUUGUUGCGGCGGAGCCGUUCGAAGAGCACCUUGUCUUAACCGUCGAGGAUCGAGUCCAUUCGUCGAAAGACGAUGUAUUGGGAAGAAUAAGCCUACCCCUCACCGUUUUCGACAAGCGGCUCGACCACCGGCCGGUGAAUUCCCGUUGGUUCGAUCUCGAAAAGUUCGGAUUCGGAGCGCUCGAAGGCGACAGGAGAAAGGACCUCAAGUUCUCGAGCAGGGUACAUCUUAGAGCGUGCCUUGAAGGUGGAUAUCAUGUCCUAGACGAGUCGACACUCUACAUAAGCGAUCAACGGCCCACGGCGAAGCAGCUAUGGAAGCCUCCGGUCGGAAUUCUUGAAGUUGGAAUACUAAGCGCACAAGGACUCCUACCGAUGAAGAUGAAGGACGGCCGAGGGAGCACAGACGCUUACUGCGUGGCGAAAUACGGACAGAAAUGGACUCGUACGAGGACGAUCAUCGACAGCUUUAGCCCUAAGUGGAACGAGCAAUACACGUGGGAAGUCUACGAUCCGUGCACCGUCUUGACGCUCGGAGUCUUCGACAAUUGCCAUCUAGGAAGCGGAAACAAGCCCGACGCCAGUCAACAACGAGACUCGAGAAUCGGGAAGGUUCGCAUUAGGUUAUCGGCCCUCGAUGCCCACCGUGUCUACACACACUCAUAUCCGCUUCUCGUCCUGCACCCUUCGGGUGUGAAGAAAACGGGAGAAAUCCAACUGGCCGUCCGAUUCACGACGCUCUCGCUCGCUCACACGAUACACAUCUACGGACACCCUCUCCUCCCGAAAAUGCACUACAUACACCCUUUCACCGUGAACCAGGUCGAAAACCUCAGAUACCAAGCCAUGACCAUUGUGGCGGCUCGGCUCGGCAGAGCCGAGCCGCCCCUCAGAAAGGAGGUCGUUGAGUACAUGCUCGACGUCGAUUCGCACGUCUGGAGCAUGAGACGGAGCAAGGCGAAUUUCUUCCGGAUAAUGUCGCUCUUAUCCGGUAUAAUCUCGACGAACCGGUGGUUUAACGACGUAUGCCAUUGGAAAAACCCUACGACCUCGGUUUUAGUCCACGUAUUGUUCUUGAUACUCAUUUGCUACCCGGAGUUGAUACUCCCGACGAUCUUUCUAUACGGCUUCCUUAUAGGGCUGUGGAACUAUCGGCUCCGGCCGCGGGGCCCGCCGCACAUGGACGCGAAGCUGUCGUGGGCCGAGGCGGUGAACCCCGACGAGCUGGACGAGGAGUUCGACACGUUCCCGACGUCGAGGGAGAACGAUGUCGUGAGGAUGAGGUACGACCGGCUUAGGAGUGUGGCCGGGAGGAUUCAGACGGUGGCCGGCGACGUGGCGACUCAGGGAGAGAGGCUGCAGUCCUUGCUGACGUGGAGGGACCCUAGGGCCACGUGUCUAUUUGUUGUGUUCUGCCUUUGUGCGGCGGUGGUGAUGUAUGUGUCUCCGGCGAGGGUGGUGGUGCUUGUUGGAGGGUUGUACUAUUUGAGGCAUCCGAGGUUUAGGAGCAAGUUGCCUUCUGUUCCAAGUAACUUCUUCAGGAGAUUGACUGCUAGAACUGAUAGCAUGCUGUGAUGGUGAUUGGUGGAUUUUUUUUUUGUUUUUUUUUGCGUGUGUGUUCUUGAUAUUUGUAUAUGUUACAUACGAAUUAUAAUUCUAAUAAACAGAAUAAUUUGUUCUU
Molecule: messenger RNA, 2740 nt
Organism: Erythranthe guttata (spotted monkey flower)
Lineage: Eukaryota; Viridiplantae; Streptophyta; Magnoliopsida; Lamiales; Phrymaceae
Product: FT-interacting protein 1
Source: RefSeq, a predicted model, not a curated record